CAAGGCCUACUAGGAAUUGCUUUAUGCAAAUAACCCGGAAGCAGGGCGGAGCCAGAGCCUUCGCCGUCCCAGAAGUCUCCGCGAAGCGCUCUUGGGUGCCUGGAGCCGGCGGCGGGCGGCCGCACGUAGCGUGAGGCGGGCGGAGCGGAAGCCGGUGGGCGCAGGUGUGAUCCAGCCCCAGGGCCUUUGCCCUGGCUACUCCUGCCAGCUGAACCCUCCUCCCUCUGGUGUGCCUCACUCAGGAGCAGUGAGUGUACGUGCACAGUGGGCACGAUGGACCUGGCCUACGUCUGUGAGUGGGAGAAGUGGCCCAAGAGCACCCACUGCCCAUCAGUGCCCCUGGCCUGUGCCUGGUCCUGCCGCAACCUCAUCGCCUUCACCACGGACCUCCGCAGCGAUGACCAGGACCUGACCCGCACGAUUCACAUCCUGGACACAGAGCACCCCUGGGAUGUGCACUCCGUCAGCUCCCAGCACCGCGAGGCCAUCACCUGCCUGGAGUGGGACCAGUCAGGCUCCCGGCUCCUCUCCGCCGAUGCCGACGGGCAGAUCAAGUGCUGGAGCAUGGCGGACCACCUGGCCAACAGCUGGGAGAGCUGCCUGGGCAGCAUGGUGGAGGGGGACCCCAUCGUGGCCCUGUCCUGGCUGCACAAUGGUGUGAAGCUGGCGCUGCACGUGGAGAAGUCAGGUGCCUCUAGCUUUGGUGAGAAGUUCUCCCGCGUCAAGUUCUCGCCGUCACUCACGCUGUUUGGCGGCAAGCCCAUGGAGGGCUGGAUCGCAGUGACCGUCAGCGGCCUGGUCACAGUGUCCCUGCUCAAACCCAGCGGGCAGGUGUUGACGUCCACCGAGAGCCUGUGCCGGCUGCGUGGCCGCGUGGCCCUGGCUGACAUCGCCUUCACGGGCGGCGGCAACAUUGUGGUAGCCACCGCGGAUGGCAGCAGUGCCUCGCCCGUGCAGUUCUACAAGGUGUGCGUGAGCGUGGUCAGCGAGAAGUGCCGCAUUGACACAGAGAUCCUGCCCUCGCUCUUCAUGCGCUGCACCACAGACCUCAGUCGCAAGGACAAGUUCCCCGCCAUCACCCACCUCAAGUUCCUGGCCCGGGACAUGUCCGAGCAGGUGCUCCUGUGUGCGUCCAGCCCGACGAGCAGCCUCGUGGAGUGCUGGUCCUUGCGCAAGGAGGGGCUCCCCGUGAACAACAUCUUUCAGCAGAUCUCUCCCGCUGUUGGUGACAAACAGCCCAUGAUCCUCAAGUGGCGGAUCCUGUCAGCCACCAAUGACCUGGACCGUGUGUCGGCUGUGGCACUGCCCAAGCUGCCCAUCUCUCUCACCAACACUGACCUCAAGGUGGCCAGCGACACCCAGUUCUACCCCGGCCUUGGGCUGGCCUUGGCCUUCCACGACGGCAGCGUCCACAUAGUGCACCGCCUCUCGCUGCAGACCAUGGUGGUCUUCUACAGCUCCGCGACCCCGCGCUCUGUGGACGAGCCGGCCAUCAAGCGCCCUCGCACCACAGGCCCUGCAGUGCACUUCAAGGCCAUGCAGCUCUCCUGGACUUCCCUGGCCCUCGUGGGCAUCGACAACCAUGGGAAGCUAAGCAUGCUGCGCAUCUCGCCCUCCAUGGGCCACGCACUGGAGGUGUCCCUGGCCCUGCGGCACCUGCUGUUCCUGCUGGAGUACUGCAUGGUGACAGGCUACGACUGGUGGGACAUCCUGCUGCACGUGCAGCCCGGCAUGGUGCAGAGCCUGGUGGAGAAGCUGCACGAGGAGUACACACGCCAGAGCGCAGCCCUGCAGCAGGUGCUCUCCACCCGGAUCCUGGCCAUGAAGGCCUCACUCUGCAGGCUCUCGCCGUGUACGGUGACACGCGUGUGCGACUACCACACAAAGCUUUUCCUGAUGGCUGUCAGCUCCACGCUCAAGUCUCUGCUGUGUCCACAUUUCCUCAACACCCCUGAUAAGAGCCCUGGCGACCGGCUAACCGAGAUCUGCGCCAAGAUCACUGACGUCGACAUCGACAAGGUUAUGAUCAACCUCAAGACUGAGGAGUUUGUCCUAGACAUGAACACGUUGCAGGCGCUGCAGCAGCUUCUGCAGUGGGUGGGCGACUUUGUGCUUUAUCUCCUGGCUAGCCUGCCCAACCAGGUAUGUCGAGGUGAGGGGGCUGCGGACGCGGGCGGACCCCACCCCGCCGCGCCCGCGACCCCAAGCCCGGGCUGCGCCGCCCUGGCGAGAGGAGCAGCCCCCGGCCUCCUGGCUGGCUCCUUGGACCGCGCUCCCGGGGCAGGGCGCCCAGAAGCCUGA
Marmota flaviventris (yellow-bellied marmot) is the source of this 2301-nucleotide messenger RNA. NCBI's taxonomy places the organism in Eukaryota, Metazoa, Chordata, Mammalia, Rodentia, Sciuridae. The record is from RefSeq and is a predicted model, not a curated record.